Messenger RNA from Staurois parvus, 338 nucleotides. NCBI's taxonomy places the organism in Eukaryota, Metazoa, Chordata, Amphibia, Anura, Ranidae. The record is from the annotation of a GenBank genome assembly.
UCAUGCUGCUGCCAGGUCCAGAGUCCUCUCAUGGGUCCCUGUACGGCCUCCCAUUGCUGCUGUCUCCAUCGCCACACUCUGCCAUGUGCCACUUUCAGGUCUCCUCACACUGCUGGUGUGUUCCAUUUUGUCAUAGGGUGCUGGCAGAUUACGGGCCUCCCAUUGCUGCUGCCAGGCCCGUAAUCUGCCAUGGGCCCCCGGUACCGCCUCCUCAUGCUGCUGCCAGGUCCAGAGUCUCUCAUGGGUCCCUGUACGGCCUCCCAUUGCUGCUGUCUCCAUCGCCACACUCUGCCAUGUGCCACUUUCAGGUCUCCUCACACUGCUGGUGUGUCCAUUUU